AUGGAAUAUUGUGAUGGUGGGGACUUGAACCAGUUUCUCCUGUCCAAACCUCCAGAUGAAGAGCAGAAUCACAGUGUAGUGCUCCAGCUCUCCAGUGCCAUUUGUUUCCUUCACCAAUUGGGGAUCACUCACAGAGACCUGAAGCCCGCCAAUGUAUUGGUGUGUGUCACAACCAAAGGACCUGUGGUGAAGGUGGCAGACUUCGGGCUCAGCAAGAUGGCAGAAGGCACGUUGGCUGGAGACCUCUGCAGACAGCACUUCUCCUCGACCUGUGGCUCGGACUUCUACAUGGCACCCGAGGUGUGGGGAGGACAGUCAUACACAGCUCAGGCAGACAUCUUCUCCCUUGGGGUCAUGUUCUGGGCCAUUUUGGAGAGAAUCACCUUCUUGGAGGAGGGCACCACAGAAGAACAGCUGGCUGCGUAUGCAUGCAAAGGCCGCUGGCUCAUGCCCCUGGGCGAGGUGCUUUCGGAGAACCCGGACUUCCCGCUGAGCAUCCCCAUGAAGUCCAAGAGGGCGCCCCCGCUGCCCCCUACCCCGGGCCCCCACAUGUGCGCGCUGCUGCUGGACAUGCUGGCCGUGGACCCUUUCUCCAGACCACGCGCCGACCAGCUGGAGUCCCGGGUGCACGCCGCUCUCAGACAGGACGCCCACUGUGCCUGA
This is a messenger RNA of Knipowitschia caucasica, 663 nucleotides long. NCBI's taxonomy places the organism in Eukaryota, Metazoa, Chordata, Actinopteri, Gobiiformes, Gobiidae. The record is from the annotation of a GenBank genome assembly.